Molecule: messenger RNA, 3038 nt
Organism: Orussus abietinus
Lineage: Eukaryota; Metazoa; Arthropoda; Insecta; Hymenoptera; Orussidae
Product: kelch-like protein 5
Exons: 11
Coding region: 165-2039 (624 amino acids)
Molecular function (GO): protein binding
Source: RefSeq, a predicted model, not a curated record
AUGUAAAGUGACCUGCAUACGCAAAACUUAGGUCCGAGUUGCCGAUCUCUAGAAAUCUCAAAAUCGAUGUUCUUAAGUGACAAGUGGAUUCAGGACAAUUUGGAGUGUGCACCGUGCUUAGCGAGCAGUAACGAGAGGCCUUUUGUCGUGAUGCUAGUUUUGUCAUGAAAACGAUUUUUUGCGAUAGGCCAUUACAGAGUUUUGGCAAAGACAAAAUGGCAAAUAGCGGUUCAAAUAAGGGCGACCAGGAGUCGCGUUUUUGGCAAAAGGAAAAAGAAGUGUCAUCCAGCGAGCACAGUAUUUCGAGCAUCGUCUCUAAUCUUUCUAUCUCGCAAGAUGAACACUUUAGAGUUCCCAUGCAUGCCGAGAACAGCCUCAGAGUUAUGGAGGAAUAUCUGCAUAAGCAACAAUUGACCGAUGUUACCCUUAUUGCAGGUGGCAGAUGUUUCCCGGCACAUCGUUUAGUGCUGAGUGCUGGAUCGGAAUAUUUUGCUGCUAUGUUUACAAGUUCCUUAAGAGAGUCUGCUCAAAAUGAAAUAGAAUUAAAAGGGGUCGAUGGAGAUGCUCUAUGGGCCCUAGUUCGAUAUUUUUAUACAGGCUGUAUCGAACUGAGGGAAGAUAGCAUAGAAACUCUAUUGGCAACUGCGUGUUUAUUGCAAUUAAGCCCAGUUGUAAAAGCGUGUUGUCAAUUUCUCAUUAAGCAACUUCAUCCGAGCAACUGUUUGGGUAUUCGAAUGUUUGCCGAUACUCAAGGUUGUGCGCAUUUAUUAAGCGUUGCACAUGCUUAUACCACUGAGCAUUUUAUGGAAGUGAUGAGAAAUCAAGAAUUUUUAAUGUUAUCUGCCAAUGAAGUGUCGAAGUUGCUUGAAUCGGAAGAUCUUAAUGUUCCAUCGGAAGAGACAAUAUUUCAUGCAUUAAUGACCUGGUUGGAACAUGAUCUAGAAAACAGGUGCAAAGAUGCUAGCAAAUUAUUAGGAUUGGUAAAGUUACCAUUACUAUCUCCUGCGUUCAUAGCCGAUCACAUUGAGAGUAAUCAAAUGUUUAGGGAUCAAAAGGUAGCACAAGAUUUGAUAAUGGAAGCUUUAAAAUAUCACCUUCUGCCAGAGCGAAGAUCUUUAUUACAAUCUGGACGUACAAGGCCUAGAAAAGCUACCGUAGGACAGUUACUUGUCGUUGGGGGUAUGGAUGCUAAUAAAGGAGCUACAACAAUAGAAACAUUUUCAUUACGUGAUAAUUCAUGGAAAUACUUGGCUAGUAUGACUGGGAGACGCCUCCAGUUUGGUGCUGCUGUUAUUGAGAAAAAACUCGUUAUUUCUGGUGGCAGAGAUGGAUUGAAGACAUUAAAUACUGUUGAAUGUUUCGACUUCACUACAUCGACAUGGAGUACAUUACCUCCAAUGAUGAUUCAUCGUCAUGGACUUGGAGUAGCUGUACUGGGAGGACCUUUAUAUGCUGUAGGUGGACACGAUGGUUGGAGUUUUUUAAACACUGCAGAACGAUGGGAUCCUGCUACACGACAAUGGAGUCAAAUCUCCCCAAUGUCAAUAACACGCUCCACUGUAGGUGUGGCAGUAUUAAAUAAUAAACUUUAUGCCGUUGGGGGUAGAGAUAUGAGUUCUUGUUUAAACACUGUUGAAUGCUAUGACCCACAUACAAAUAAAUGGACAGCUUGUGCACCAAUGUCAAAGCGACGAGGUGGUGUUGGAGUAGGCGUUCUCAAUGGUUGUCUGUAUGCCCUCGGAGGUCACGAUGCCCCUGUGAAUAAUCCUAAUGCCAGUAGGUUCGAUUGCGUUGAAAGGUACGAUCCAAAGACUGAUACAUGGACCAUGGUAGCCCCAAUGAAUGUUGCAAGAGACGCCAUGGGAGUUUGCUUACUGGGCAAUCGGCUCGUUGCUGUAGGAGGCUACGAUGGUCAACAAUAUCUUACUCAUGUGGAGGCUUAUGACCCACUUCUCAAUGAAUGGCAACAAAUAGCACCUCUAAAAACCGGCCGUGCUGGACCCUGUGUUGUUGUAAAAAAUAUGUUCUCUACAGAUUGAAGGGAAAGGUCUUCAUUUUUUUAAGAACUCGAGAUAAUUUACAAGUCAAAUCAUAAGAAAACCGGCGAGGCUUACGGUAUUACUGCCUGCAAUAAUUUUAAGUUUAAGUAUAAGAGUUUGGAAUUUAUAAUACAAUUAACAAGCAUGUGCGGUACAAGUUAUAAAUGAUGCCAGGAAGCGAUAUGAUAAUAAUUUUGAUCGCGACAAGACCAGAAACGUUCUUAGACGUUAUUUAAUAUUAGCGGUGUGGCUGUGUGAUUCCGUCUAUAACUACGGCAUAUUUACGAUUUCUAAAAGUACCUAGUCUAAUCAUGUAUUUUAUUUAUUUUUAUAUAUUUUAACAUUUUUAUUUAUAUUUCAUUGCGACCUAUUAUACCACUUGGAGGAUGCAGUAUAUUUAUACAUUUUAAAAUCAUUAAUCUUUUAAUACAAGAAAGGAGAUCUUAAAACAUCUCUUUGAAAAUCAAUCAAUGAAAUGUAUAGGUAUAUAUUGUAAUAGUACCUGCAUGACAAAUGUUUGAAAUUUCGCUAAAAUCAAUGUUCUACAAGUAUACACGUAAGAAUGAUGCUUUUGUUCCAGCAUCAAAUUUGUGAUUAGAACAUGAAAUAUUUUUCCCAUCGAUAAUUCGUAUAAUGAUAAACACUUCUAAAACGGAUUAUCAAAAUUACCAAAAAUCACUGCCAAAAAAUCGUAAUUUGUGAUUCUACUAAGAGCGACGUUACAACUGAAAAAGAAACGGUUAACUCGUAUCUUAUAUUUCGAAUUUUAUAUAUUCAAAGGUAUUUUCCUAUAUAAUAAUGCUGUGAUUAAAGAGCUGAUUUAAACGCAAAUAUCUUAUUCGGAAAAUGUGCGAUUAAUUUACAUUAAGUUAAAUAACAUUCCAAAAUGUAUUUUGUAUAUGCAAGGAGAAAUGAAUGAAAUCCAUCAUGUUGUAAAUUGUGCUUGUACAUACAUAUGCUGGUAUCCAGCUCAAGAAUAAACAUUUUAUACUUUUGAUA